This is a messenger RNA of Paramecium tetraurelia, 1481 nucleotides long. RefSeq lists its product as uncharacterized. The transcript has 3 exons. Lineage: Eukaryota; Ciliophora; Oligohymenophorea; Peniculida; Parameciidae. Gene Ontology annotation, molecular function: manganese ion binding; metalloaminopeptidase activity. The record is from RefSeq and is a predicted model, not a curated record.
AUGAACUCUGAUCCCAUACCCUUUCCCAGAGAAUACGCGAUACCUGAGGAUUUUCAUCAGAACAUUAGAACCAGAUUCCUAAACUUCUUUCGUUAUACUGUGGGGGAUAAAGCAAGGAACAGCCUAAUUAUGUUAAUGGGAGCAGUCAAAAUGAACAAGCAUGAUGAAGAUUAAUAAUAUAGAGUGGAACAGGAGAGUAAUUUCCAUUAUCUGUUUGGAGUGGACUUUCUCAAUUGUUACGGAAUAAUAGAUGUAGACAAUGGGAAAUCAAUUGUAUUUGUCCCCUAAUAUGACUCCAAUUAUAAGAUGUGGAAUGUUGUUUUGAACAAUGACGAAAUUAAAUAAAAAUUUAAAUUAGAUGAAGUGCUAUAUAAUGAUGACAUAGAAUCUUGGUUGAGUAAUCGAAAACCAUCAUUAAUUUAUUAUUUUUAUGGAAUUGAUGAUUAUUCUCAUCACUCCCUACCAAUACCUGACUAACCAUUCUUACAAAAUUAUAACUCCGAUUAUGAUGAGUUAUACUAUAUCCUUACAGAAAGUAGAGUCAGAAAGACACCUUAAGAAUAAGAUAUCAUGAGAUUUAUCUGUAAAAUUAGCAGUGAAGCUCAUGAAUUGGUUAUUAAGAACAUAAGAAAAGGCAACAAAGAAUAUUAAAUGGAGGCUCUUUAUUAAUAUCAUACAUUUAUAAAUCAUGGUUGUCGUUUUACUCCUUAUGAAUGUAUCUGUGCAUCUGGUACAAAUGGUUCUGUGUUGCAUUAUGAAGAAAAUUCAAAAACUAUUCAGGAAAAAGAACUAAUAUUAAAUGAUAUGGGAGGCAAGUUCUAUGGAUAUUGCAGUGACAUUACAGUGACCUUCCCUAGUGAUGGAAAAUUCACAUAAAAAUAAGCUAUUAUUUACAAUGCUGUUCUUGAUACUCAAAGACAAGUGCAUAACUCCUUAAAAGUAGGAGUCAAUUGGGGAGACAUGUAAUUAUUGGCUGAAAGAACCAUCACCAAACAUCUGUUUAAUGCAGGAUUAAUCAAGGGAUCGAUGGAAGAUCUUAUUAAAAAUAGUAUUUGUAGAUUAUUCUUCACACAUGGCUUAGGUCAUAUGUUGGGGUUAAGAACUCAUGAUGUCGGAGGAUAUAAUAAAGGUACUCCUCCAAGAUUACCAGAAUUAUCUUAAUUAUAGUUUCGUAGAGAUUUGGAUGUAGGAAUGGUAUUCACUAAUGAACCUGGAAUUUAUUUCAUUGAUUUCAUCUUACAAGGUGCUUAUAAAGACCCAAAUAAGAUGAAAUAUUUGAAUAAAGAAAGAAUUGAGGAAUUCAUGCAUGUUGGAGGUGUGAGACUAGAAGAUGAUAUAUUAUUGACAGCUAAUGGUCCAGAGAUUCUUAAUGACGUACCAAGAACAAUAAAAUAAGUGGAGGCAUGUUGGAGAGGUGAAGAUUGGAGAAAAAUUAAUGAUUGAAUAAUAAUUCUAUAUUAAAUACAUUGUAAUUUAUUACA